Messenger RNA from Hymenoscyphus albidus, 845 nucleotides. NCBI's taxonomy places the organism in Eukaryota, Fungi, Ascomycota, Leotiomycetes, Helotiales, Helotiaceae. The record is from the annotation of a GenBank genome assembly.
AUGAAGGAGCUGGGUGGCAGUGGCCGUGGCCGUGGCAGUGGCAGCGGACCGGGAGCUACGCUUGUUCAGUUUGGCAGCACGGGUACUGGCUCACUCGUCCCGAGAUACUGUACGGUACUGUACUGUGCUGUAAUGAAGCGAUGCGAUGAUGCUAUGCAGGUUGGGUACGUCUCCGUAGGUUGAAGCCCCAUAGUCCCGACGAUCUCCUGCAAUUGGAACGGCUAAGAGAGUUUGCGGUGAAAAUGAACAACUUGGCCCUGCAUCUUCGUCAUCGGCCUGGGAACAUCUGGUCGAGGUCACAAAGAAGACUUUACGAUGGACCAGUGCAGCUCAGUGACCGGGGUUCCCCAAUCAUUCAUGUGAACAUUCACUGCACUGCGCACCUCCCUGCAUCAGGAACCGGAGCGGCCUUUGGGCGGCCUGCGAGUCUGCGGCUACAGUGUGGGAGAGGCUACGACUACAAGUACGGUACGACAACCCAAGCAUCUGGUAUCAAUGGUUUGUAUCAAUGGUAUCGAUGGCAUCAGUGGUGUGUUGGCGCUUUUGAUUGUCCUUCAAUGCCUGGUGAUGCCCCGUGGCCGGCGCGUCAGCACUUCCGCGUCGAGUUGCAAGGAGAAGCCGCAGUUUGCUCAGAGGGUCUCCCAGUCUCCAAGCCAGGCUCCCAGGCACCCCGACCCCAACCUGGAAUAGCACCGCCGUUUCCAUUUUCCGUCAGUGCAGAAAAAGGCGGAUAUGGAUGCAUUGCGAGUCGUCUUGGGCAUCAUUCCAAGAAUAUAAAAUUGCACUCAGCAUGCUAUCUACUCUACACAAACCUCGGCGACACCGCUACACUACAGAAUCGGUAG